Messenger RNA from Paramecium pentaurelia, 696 nucleotides. The record is from the annotation of a GenBank genome assembly. Lineage: Eukaryota; Ciliophora; Oligohymenophorea; Peniculida; Parameciidae.
AAUGAAAGCUAUUUGGAUUCAAUUAGAUUCAAAUUAAUUAGCACUUGCUGAGAAAUUAAUUGAAUAAGGAUUUUAAAUGCAUCAUUGUACAUAAAAUUAUUUAUUAUUAUCACAAUGGAUUAUUGAAAAUGAGAAAAGCAGAUUACCAAAUUAUACUACUCAUUCAGUUGGUGCUGGAGGUUUAAUUAUUCAUAACAAUUAAAUAUUAUUAAUACAAGAAAAAAAUGGAACAAAAGAAGGACUAUGGGGUAUACCCGGGGGAUUAGUUGAUGAUGGAGAAUUAGUUGCAGAAGCAGCAAGUAGAGAAGUAAAAGAAGAAACAGGUUUGGAUGUUGAACCAUAUGAUUGUUUUUUCUUUAGAGAUUUACCAAUAGCUAAUUAAUAUUAAGGUGAUAUUUAUUUUGUAAUUUUCAUGAGAUUGAAGAAUUAAUAAUAAAAAGUAUAGAUUUAGGAUUAAGAAAUAAAGAAUUAUCAAUGGGUUGAAAUUAAUAAACUUUAAGAAGUAUAUAAGUGAUGACAUUUAAUUAGUUUUUAAUUUAGAACAAAUUUGGAAUUACUUAAUAAAGAUUAAUAGAAUCUAUUAUCCAGUAUUAAAAAUCUAAUCGUUUUGGCACACAACUUUGUAAUAUGGAUAUGAAACCAAGAGUUAUGUAUGGAAAAGAGAAAAAAUAUUGUUUAUUUAAGCCUAAUUUAUGA